UAUCUGCAUAGAAUUAAAUAUCACCGUUGUAAACUCCGUAAUUCCCCUUUAUGCUCACUAUUAAGAACAAACAUUUUGUACAUAAUGUAUACAUAUAUACCUACACUAAUAGGCUAUUGCUCAUGCGGAAUUAAGAUUUGCAAUCAUUCGAUUUUGGCAAUAGAACUGAGCAGCAGCUCAGCAGCGGCAUAGGUGCAUUUUAUAGUUUAAGCUCACGGCAACAUCAUCGUUUAGAAUUCGAAAUCAAAAAUUAAAUAAAAAUUAAGUUGUUUCAACAAAUCAAAGGUGUUGACCUUUUUUUGUUAAUUUGGAGUUUAAUAGCUGCAAAAAAACGCUUUGCAGCUCAACAUUUGGUGACCCCGACGUGAUCGCCGUGCGUUUUUGGUGGAAUUGUACUUUUCGAUAUUUGGGAGAUUAAACUGUGUGCAUAACGCUUUGUACAUAAUAAUAUACUCGUAUACGCCUAUAGCCGAAAAUUUGAAUCCGUUAUUCAAGAGCACGGAACUUUGUGAAACUUGUAGCGUGAUCUUGAAACAGUUAAACUGUUAGCUUACGUCUUCAGCAUAUUUUGUGAGCCGCUAUUUCUGUUCAUUUCCCACGCAACGGUUUCCAGUUGCGAUUUUUCCCGAGUGUAGUACACAUCACGCGCUGCCGAUAUAAAUUCGACUUGAAUCCAUCAUGACACUUAACCCAGCUAAUGGUACUCCAGGUAGCGAAAAUGCUGCUCAAUCAAAUGAACAGGUGGCCACAGAUCGAGUUAGCUUUUUUAAGUUAAAAACAAAAGCAAUAUUCAACCGGCUUGAGCGAAUUGCUGCCGAGAUGGACAGUGAUAAGCUGCACGGGAUGGACGAAUACGCUCUGACGGCACUACUGGACUCAUUGGGGGAACUGAAGUCAAGUUUCAACGGUGCGCACACAAGCUUGGAGGAAUUGGAUUUCGAUUCAAUUUGCAGCGAUCUGCCUGGUAAAUUCGACUCCAAUUUAGUUAACCUCAGAUCCACUCUGCAGCGUGAAAUUGGAAAGCGAAGUGCACCUCAGCUAUGCUCCACAUUCAGGGUUAACGCCAAUGAGUCGCAAUCAAUUAUAGUGAACACCUACCGAUCACGCUUGCCGUUACUUACACUGCCAAAGUUCACUGGUGCCUAUACUGAGUGGACAAACUUCUUCUCCAUGUUCGUAUCUGUCAUCGACAAGGAUAGCGACCUUACGCCGGUCGACAAGCUUCAACAUCUACGUUCCUGCCUGAGUGGUGCAGCGCUGGAUACCAUACGUUCUCUAGAAAUAAAUGAGGCACACAUCAGGGAGAUCUUCGGGCUGGGCAAAGCAGAUGGGUCAGUAGGCAGGCUACGGGAACUAACUGACAAAGUCACCGCUCACAUACGUGCACUGCAAUCGCUUGGGUCCAAGGAGCAAAUAUCCGACUGUAUCAUUGUACAACUACUAAUACAGAAGUUAGACAAAGCGACUCAAUCCAAAUGGGAGGAGAAUUCGCCGACAAACGAACUACCUUCGUGGGACCAGUUAUCUACCUUUCUGGAGAAGCGCUGUAGAACGCUCGAAAACGUCGAACACGUUAUGCAAACACCAGUUGGUCAAGCUGGUAAAUCUGGUAAAAACGUGAGUACCAACCAAAGAAAAUCAUUUGUUGCUUCUGGUGGCUCAGUGGGCGGUUGCGUAUUUUGUGGAUCCUAUGAGCAUCUGAUAUACCAUUGUCCUCGCUUUACAAAUCUGUCGCCAAACCUCCGCCAAAAAGAGGUUAAACAACUCGCUCUAUGUCUCAAUUGUCUAAAAAAAGGUCAUCAGAUGCGCGACUGCAAAUCGGGGUCUUGUCGUAACUGUCAAUCAAAGCACCAUACACUUUUGCACUUUGAGCGCUCUGCUCCAACUGCCACCAGCCCUCAAGGCUUAACUUUGAAAUCCGCUACAGCCCAACCUAAUGCCAUGACUGCAGCCUUAUCUGCCUCGUCCCAGGCCCUUACUUCUCCAUCUGAUGUUGUGCUUCUAGCCACUGCGGUAAUUUUUGUAAAAAAUCGUGCCGGCACUUUCGUACCUUGUCGUGCGCUGUUAGACUCUGGUUCACAGCUGCACUUUAUCACCUCUCGUUUCACAAACCAGCUGCAGCUGCGCAAAACCAAAACCUUCGCUGGAGUAUCUGGCAUUGGCGACGUCAACUUUUCAACGGAGGGAUACUCGGUCGAUCUCGUACUGAAGUCGCGGACUUCUGAUUUCUCGACGACUAUUACUGCUGUUGUCGCACAAACGAUCACUGAAAGUCAGCCUGGCCUUACAGUCAGCACCGUUAAUUGGCGACUUCCCUCCAACAUCCAGCUGGCUGAUCCCAACUUCAACAUACCACAGCGUAUUGAUCUGCUUAUAGGAGCAGGACUCUUCUUCGAACUUCUCUGUGUGGGCCAAAUUCAGUUGGCGCCUGGGCUGCCAUUGCUUCAAAAAACUCGGUUUGGUUGGGUGCUGUCCGGUGGUGGACAACAAACGCCCAAACUCUCAUCUUUCGUCGUACGUCAACGGCCAUCUACUGACAUUGAUUGUAGUACUCGGCUAGAUUAUUUAGUGCGUCGUUUUUGGGAAAUCGACCAUGUAAUUGAGCCAAUCGCUAAAACAACAAAGGAAGAGCUCGACUGCGAAGAGCACUUUAGGCAAAAUUAUUCGCGUCUGUCUUCAGGCGAGUAUUCCGUGCGUCUGCCGAUGAAGAGUAGCGUGGAGUCACUAGGUGAUUCGUAUUUACAGGCACUACAUCGCUUUCGCAGUCUUGAACGAAAACUGACUCGCAAUCCACAGCUCAAGGAACAAUAUGUGGCAUUCAUUAACGAAUAUUUGGAUCUCAACCACAUGUCACUAGUCUCCAGUAAGGAUGUUCAUGACUGUAAGUUUUUCCUUCCACAUCACUGUGUCAUCAAGGAUGACAGCACUACAACAAAGCUGAGAGUUGUAUUUGAUGGCUCUGCAGCUACAACUUCGGGCUUGUCGCUGAACGAUCUGCUCAUGUCAGGUCCAACAAUACAACCGAAGCUUUUCAACAUCCUCAUUAGAUUUCGAUCGUUUCCCGUCGCACUUACUGGAGACAUCUGCAAAAUGUAUAGAUGCGUUCGAGUCACUGCACCAGACGACAUGCUCCAGUGUAUACUAUGGCGUGACUCUCCACAACAUGACCUACGCGUGUACAAGUUGAAUACGGUGACCUAUGGAACUAAGCCUGCAUCAUUUCUGGCUAUUCGGGCCAUGCAUCAGCUCGCGUUUGAUGAAUCAUCAGCAUAUCUCCUGGGUUCAAAGGUCGUUCUUCGAGACUUCUAUGUGGAUGAUAUGAUAUCUGGUGGUAAUUCAGUGCGGGAAGUGCGAAACAUUAUGCAGCAAACAACAGGUUUCUUUCUCGACCCUGGAGCCGCGCUUGAAAUUCAUGCGUUUUGCGACGCUAGCCUUGAAGCAUAUGGCGCUUGUGUAUAUGCUCGCUCAACUAAGGAUAACAACGUCCAAUUACAGUUGCUAUGUUCAAAGGCACGCGUUGCUCCACUGAAAACUCUGACUGUGCCCAAGUUGGAACUCAGCGCUGCCGCUCUGCUUGCGCAGUUAGUUGGUGAGAUAGCCAAGAUGAAGGUUUUUGACUGCCGCUUCUAUUGUUGGUCAGAUUCGCCGAUCGUUCUAUCAUGGCUGCAGGAAGAAUCUUCAAAAUUUAACGUUUUCGUCGCUAAUCGAAUAUGUGCUAUACAGGAGCUUACACAGGGGAUGACUUGGCACUAUGUUCCUACAGCCAUGAACCCAGCAGACAUCCUAUCCAAAGGGGCCGCACCAAGAGAGCUCUUGCAAUCAGCUCUUUGGAUGCACGGUCCAAUAUUCUUGCACAAAGCAGAAAUCAGCUGGCCUGAAUUUCGCGAACCACAAACCAAGCUUUUGGAAACUCGUCAAAAGGUAUUACUCACAUCAAAUGAUCGACCCGACGUAUCUCUUUCAUUUAAGUACAUCAACUCGUUUGGCAAAAUGCAGCGUAUUUUUGGUUAC
This is a messenger RNA of Rhagoletis pomonella (apple maggot), 4011 nucleotides long. RefSeq lists its product as uncharacterized. Gene Ontology annotation, molecular function: nucleic acid binding; zinc ion binding. The transcript has 3 exons. NCBI's taxonomy places the organism in Eukaryota, Metazoa, Arthropoda, Insecta, Diptera, Tephritidae. The record is from RefSeq and is a predicted model, not a curated record. The annotation marks the transcript as partial.